Dimorphilus gyrociliatus is the source of this 601-nucleotide messenger RNA. The record is from the annotation of a GenBank genome assembly. Lineage: Eukaryota; Metazoa; Annelida; Polychaeta; Dinophilidae.
AAUGUUUUCUAUGGAUAUGUAUGUCUAUACUUUGAUAGGAAAUAUAUUUUUGCAUUAUCAUAAGUCUGUGGGGGAAACUGGGCGAGAUUUAAUGCGACCUUAUUUACAUGAAUUUCUUACAACUGCCUAUACAUUUUACGAUAUUGUUAUAUGGUCUGCUACUGAUAUGAAAUGGAUUAAAGCAAAAAUGUCCGAAUUGGGAGUUUUAAAUCAUCCAUCUUACAGAAUUACUUUUAUGCUAGACAGUUUGGCAAUGAUCUCAGUAAAUUGCCAAAAAUAUGGACUAGUUAACGUAAAACCGUUAGGAGUUAUUUGGAAAAAGUUUGAUCAGUGGAGUGAUAAAAACACUAUAAUGAUGGACGAUAUCAGAAGGAAUUUUAUUAUGAAUCCUCAAUCUGGUCUAAAGAUAAGACCAUUCAAGAACGCUCACCAAAACAGAGAUACGGAUAAGGAAUUAUUGAGGCUAUCUAAAUAUUUGACUGAUAUCAGCACAUUGGACGAUUUUACCAUCCUCAAUCACAAUAGAUGGGAAAAGUUCAGAAUUAAAUCGAAGCGAAAACAUCCGGAAUCAGACUCAAAGGCUUCAAGCCAUUCAUCAUGA